AAAGUAGCUUCCACCGGCCGCGUCCGCCGCCCAUGCGGGCUGCGUCCACGAGCCCCCGCCGAGGGGCCGCACCAUGAGCCAGCCCGGCGGCCUGGCCUCGCCGCGGACCCCGCCGUCGUCCAGCAAGGCCAGGAUGAAAAGGCUCCCGAAGAAGAACCAGAACGAGAAGUACCGGCUGAAGUACUUGCGGCUGCGCAAAGCGGCCAAGGCCACGGUGUUUGAAAGUGCUGCUAUUUGUGAUGAAAUUGCUCGUCUUGAGGAAAAAUUUCUUAAAGCAAAAGAAGAAAGAAGGUACUUGCUAAAGAAGCUCCUCCAACUUCAGGCUCUGACUGAAGGGGAACUACCCCCUGCAGCUCCUUCCCACAGCUCCACUUUGCCCUUGGCUUAUGGUGUGGCCAGCUCUGUAGGAGCUAUACAGGGAGCUGGGUCCAGCACUGGGCCCGAGGAACCAUUUGGGAAAAAAUCCAAGAAGGAGAAGAAAGAAAAAGGCAAAGAGAACAACAAGCUGGAAGUUCUGAAGAAAACAUCCAAGAAAAAGAAAAUGGAGGGAGGUGCACGCAAGCUGGUCCAGCCCAUUACCCUGGAUCCCUCAGGAUGGCCUGUGUUCCCCAUCGGACUAGGGGGUCUAACAGUAUAUAGCCUAGGGGAGAUCAUCACCGACCGGCCUGGCUUCCAUGAUGAGAGUGCCAUCUACCCUGUGGGCUACUGCAGUACUCGGGUGUAUGCGAGUAUGAAGUGUCCAGACCAGAAAUGUCUCUAUACCUGUCAGAUCAAGGAUGGUGGUGUGCAACCUCAGUUUGAAAUUGUUCCUGAAGAAGACCCCCAGAAUACCAUCAUCAGUUCCUCAGCAGACGCUUGUCAUGCUGAACUGCUCCGGCUCAUCAGUGCCACAGCGGGGAAAUUGAUGCCUAACCUGCUUUUAUCUGGAGCUGACUUUUUUGGAUUUUCUCAUCCAACCAUCCAAAACCUGAUCCAGAGUUGUCCAGAAGCUCAAAAAUGCAUCCAUUAUCAAUGGGUGGAAUUUGAUGCAUGCAAGCCUGAAACGGGGCAGCUGCCCAACGAGCUGCCAGAGAAUGAUGCAGCUAUGAAUUUGGAAGCCUUUCAGAGACAGACCUUUGAUGAAGAACACAGUGAUCCCAUUCUUCCAGGAUCCUUGGACCUUCCUGAGCUUCAGCCUGCAGCCUUUGUGUCUUCUUACCAGCCUGAGUUCCUGACACAUGAACCCUUGAUAGACACUCACCUGGAGCACCUAAAGUCUCCAUCACAAUGUAGCCCAGUUCAGUCUUCAGACUGAAAAGAAGGGAUCAGAACUCACUUCAUUUUCAUCUGAACUUUUUAACUUAAACUAAAUCUCAAUACAUGUGGAAGGCAGCAUUCAGAAGCAAAGAUGAUAGUGGCAUUUAAUUGUUGAGGUUCCUAUGGUGACAGAAAAAAACACUAGAGUUGCUUUAUUUUUCACAAUAAAUAUCUCUUGACAAUU
Molecule: messenger RNA, 1480 nt
Organism: Jaculus jaculus (lesser Egyptian jerboa)
Lineage: Eukaryota; Metazoa; Chordata; Mammalia; Rodentia; Dipodidae
Gene: Fyrd1
Product: transforming growth factor beta regulator 1
Exons: 9
Coding region: 74-1294 (406 amino acids)
Biological process (GO): regulation of cell cycle
Cellular component (GO): nucleus
Source: RefSeq, a predicted model, not a curated record